ACGUUUUAGUCGUUUAUUAAACAAUCGUAUAAAUGCAUUAUGUAAUGUAACAUGUGAUGGUAUGACGCUACAAAAACAAGCUCAUUCUAUAGAAUAACUACUGUGUUCUUUCCAUGUCUGCGGUUACAGUACCCACUCUUAUAACAAAAGAUUCCAAAUUGAACCUUUAAGGGUUCUAUAACUUGGCACACAUGCUGUUGAAUAAAGUCGGACCUUGUCUGAGACAGCAGAACGGGAACCAGGUGUGUGAUGUGACCUACCGACCGCUUGUUACACCUCAGGUGAUCCACACAUAAUUGUACAUCUCCCUCUCUCUCACCCUCCAGACACAAACACACACACACACACACACACACACACACACACACACACACACACACACACACACACACACACACACACACACACACUCGUAGAGACUAACAGUAACAGCUAGCUGAAUGUGCUCGCCAAUAUGGAAGCCUAAAACAUUUCAACUGUUAGGGAGAACAAACGUUCUAUUACAAUCCAACACUUGGAAGUAGGCCUACUCUACACGCAUAGGCAUACUCACAAUAAUUUUAGAGGAAGUGCACUAACCAUAACACACCAUAGCAUUAGUGUCCUACCCAUAGGCUACCUAACCUACAUGGUUCCACCCCUUUUUUCUGAAGUUCUAGAAUUUCACUCAAACAUUCUACAGCUCUCCUAAAACCUAUUGUUAAAAUUCUGCAGCGUUUGUGAUAUCGAGUUGAGAGGGGUUUUUUUAUUUUAUUUUUUUACUUAGCUCUAAUCAAAUAUAAGCCUAUGUGGUGGCGCUCCUCAAAGGGUUAACACGCACAGUAUGAGCUCGCAUUGUCGCAUUUUACACAAAUGGCGGCUUAUUGAGUAUUAUAGAUCAUGCAGUUGCUUAAAUUAUUUCAAGGCACGCGCAUGUCAUUUGUAUCUUCUGGAAACAGUUCAUCGCACAAUGUGUGUGAGAGCUCCGUCCAAUAUGGCCGAAUGUUUUCGAUUCCAAACAUCUGUAAUCUCAUUAAGAAUGCCCUGUAAUGUUAGUUAUUUUCAAGAUUUUAAGGCUGCAGUGAUUUGGAUGUAUUUUUCAUACCGCAGCCAGCAGAGUGUUUGUUUUAGAGAAAGUAAUAACAAUGAUAUAAAUGUUAUUGUGGGGUAAUAACAAUAUUACAGGGCCAUAUAAAACAUCCACUCUUUGGCAUAUAAUGCAGUCCGCGUUAUAUGUGUGUUCACUGUUCAUAACAACCCUAAACCCCCUCUGCAUGUCGGUAUAAAGACAUGAGACCUGAAUAAGCCGAAUAAACUGUUGAAAUUAGAAUGCAAAUAAGUUGCACCUGCCUUUGUUAUUUGGCUGUUUGAUUGACCUUUUCAAAGUACACAUAAAUCCGUGUGUAUGGCCGAAAUCACUGUCCAUUCCUCGAACGCCUGUGGUAAUGUGAGGAAGCGCUCUAUUUGUAGUCUUUGAAGAUUAGAUCUGGUUACUUUGGUAUUAGGACUUGCCUAGCUGUUUAAGUAUACCAAGUGGAAAAGCUAUAAUGGUGAUUUCCCCAGGUUUCCUUCCCUUUUUCCCCUCCUUUUCUCAUCCUUUUGGAGAAAGGCUACCAUAGGGUUGUCUUGUGUAAAGUUUGACGUCGCCAUAAUCGUAAUGAGAGGCAAGGCAUGAGCGGUAGAUUGAAACAGUUGUGCAUAAAACCCAACAUACAAUACAAAAUACGCACACAGCUCUGCUAGCGCACGCGCAUGGAGAUGCCAAGAUACGCACACGCAUACACCCAUACGCACAAAAACAGUUCUACUACGACAUGUGAUCACAUAACAAACACAUCUACAAAAUCGUACUAAAGCCUGCACAAGUAACGAGAAUACCCCACUGGAACAGCAGAAGGCGUAGCGAUGAUCUGUGCGCUGGUGGAAUGGCGAGGUCAGUGUUAUUGACCUCCUCGGCGGCGCCAUUGAAAGCAAGCCUGCACCUUUAUAGUCGCUGAAACCCAAGGACGUGAACCGAAUAAACUUACAGUGUUGGGCCCUUUUGUAAGGAAACAGAAUACUACAGACACAUAGAUUCUUUGUCCCAGUGUGUUGGCGUUGGUGUAGGAAUUGUGUUCUGUCUCGAGAUUGUGAUGGUGCGAGCUAAUUGAAUUCUUUCUUUAAAAAACUGUAGCUCUGUUUAUUGGGAGCUACAAUGUCGUUAACCAAGUGCCAAUGGUUCUGGUAUUAGCAGUGGAUUUUACAGUGUAUAUCUUCCCUAUGACUUUAUGUUGUUUUACAUGUUUCGAGGAAUACUGUUAACUGAAUGCUGAAAUAUAUAAAGUGCAGUAAAUACUAUGGCACAUAAUUUGAUACGCUCGGCGCGUUUUGGCACAUUUCUCUAAAAUACUGGCUAUUGGGUAAUUUGUAAUACUCCAAACUUCUGUCGCCUGCUUUGACAAAAUCAUGUUAGUAGGCAUUUGUGGAGAUAUAGCCUAGAUCUAACAAUUCGAUGAAAUAAACUGCGGACGUGAAACGCUGUAAAAGUCACACUUGUAGGCUAUAUUUUAGUCAAAUAUUUACCAAUAUUUCCACAAUUACCAUAAACAAUAAAAUAUUAAUCAAAUCCAUUGAGAAAUGUUGCAAUAAGUCCAAAAUAUACCCCGUUAUAUAUAAUAAGGGCAGUUAUGAAAUCCAAGAUAUCCAACCAGUAUUAUUACAUUAUGUCAUAGCCUACUGCUUGAAAUCAUGCAACAUACAUCCUAUACAACGACCGCAACCGGAGUGUAGGCCUACUGUUUCAUAGCUUUUACAACACAGAAAAGACUAAAAUGACUUAAACAAGCACCGUAAGAUUUUUUUUUCCCAUCUUUUGUAUUUACUGUAGGCCUAUACACUUUGAGUUUUGUGGAGACUAUGUUAGGUAUUUUUUUGUGACAACAUUUUGAAGUAACCAUAGGCUAGUUUAAUUUCUAAAAAAACCAAAACAAAAACAUAGCCUUUUUGUUUCCAGAUAUUUUGAUAUCGUGAGAUAGCUAGUAAUAUUCCAUAAUAAAGGCGUCAAUCUAGGAUGAGAGACGUUGUCUUUCGAACAAUUGCGAAAACAUUGUAUUAAUUCCUGUUCCAGUGCAGGUAAUUUACCUCAUAGCAUUUCACCAGAGUAAAUAGGCCUAGAGACAUUUGAAUUAUUUCGACCAACAGAACACAUUUAGGAAGAUAUUGCGUCCAUAAUGUAUAACGUGUUUCCAAGGGGUGUGCAACAAACAUCCCUCUCUUUGGUCUUAACGAGCACAUACACGUUAAAUAAUUAAUAGGGCAAACGCACUAACAAAACCCUUUGCCAAUAAUAAGAGACGUUUCCCUUCAAUAACAUAGACAAAUACCCUUUCAUACAUAGGCCUACAAUAGCUAUAGGGCCUAGUGUAAUGUGUAAAAUAUUAUUAAAUGUAGCACCAUGCUAGUAUGUAGCCUACAGCCAAAGAUGGAGAAAAUAUUUUGUUUAGAGAUUACCCUUCCUCCAUGCGCUUGACUUGCUGAACAGUGAACGCCAUCCCUGGGUUUCUUUGUUCUCUGGCCUGCUUGCAGUUACUAGCUUUGGCCUGGAAGAUGGCACCCUUGCUCCGUAAAACAUCCUAGCCUCUCGACAACUUGACCCUAAUGACGUCACCUCCGUCUGGCGCAUCAAGGCCACUUUCAAGCUCCUAUUGGUCUGACACGUCACGUGUCACGGCCGUACCUUCAUAAUCAUAUCGCUGAUGUUUAUUUGACGUUCCCCUCCUUUUCCCCUCCCUCCCCCGUCUCUCAUUCUUCCCCUCCCUUCAUCCAACUCAAAUAUGUCACCCUCUAACAAUCAUAAUCCUCUUGGAAGCAUCUGUGGCGUUGUAUCAAAAUAAGAGCGUGCUGGGGUGAUAAAAUGGAAUGCCCGAACGGCAUGUCCGCUUCCAGCGCUUCCCUGCGUUUGAACAGCCCGGUGGAAGGACCCACCGCCGCCGCCGCCUGUGGAGCUGAUCGCUAUUUCGGCAGUUCCGGAAUGUUCGUGCAAAGCAGCACCGAAUAUGACUGCUCUUCCUUGGCAAGAAGUUAUGGAAUCGCGUCUCUGUCCAAGCGGAGCCACCACCACCUCUCGUCGCAUGGCGGUGCACUGGACGGGGACACAUACCCACCCCAGCAGCAACACUAUGUUUUGCCUAUGGACAAUUUGAGGGAUGAGCCGCCAAAAAGUUGCGUUGUAAUAUCCCAGUCGCCUGUUGCCAGAACUUCGUUCCUGAACCCGUUACCAGUGGCUGGGGAGAUCUCUGUAAAUUCCCACUUCCGACCAGACGCUAUGGGAUCAUGUAAACAGACCGAAGAGCCGUGCACGUAUACUCAGAUGACAGACAUCACUAGUGGCGACCCUGGCCGAAUACAAGACUCGGGAAAUGACAUGCCAAGUGCAGCAGCAACAGCAGCAGCAGCGGUACACCUCCAUUACGCGGCCGAAAUCUCUCUCCAAGGCAGCGGGUUAAAGUCACUGGGCUUCCCAUCAUCCAUGCGUCAUGUACCUGACCCUGAGACGCUGGCUGCUGUUGCCACCGCGGCUGCCACUGGCACACAGCCGUUCACCGACACCUGCAAAGUCAGCCUGAACUCCAGCCCACUGGCCUUUAAGAGCGACGAUAGUGGCGUGUCUAAUAGACUGUCAGAGAAGGAGAAUGUCCUCAAGACGGACUGUAACACAGAUAAUUCAGACAGCGAGGUGAAAGAUGAGUCUAAACCAGAGAUGGUCGCCAGCAACUGGCUUACGGCGAAGAGCGGCCGCAAGAAGAGGUGUCCUUACACCAAACACCAGACACUGGAGCUGGAGAAAGAAUUCCUGUUCAACAUGUAUCUGACUCGGGAGCGCCGCCUGGAGAUCAGCAAGAAUAUCGCACUCUCCGACCGCCAGGUUAAAAUAUGGUUCCAAAACAGACGCAUGAAGCUCAAGAAAUUCCACCGGGAGGGCAGGGCGCGAGAGCUGUCCUCGAGCUACGACUACACCUGAUCACCUGAACACAAUUAAACAUUUCUAUGUAUUGAUGAUAUCUAGCUCACUCUGUGUUAUAACACAAAACGGUUGAUAUGAAAUAAAUAUACCAUUGUUUACAA
Molecule: messenger RNA, 5082 nt
Organism: Engraulis encrasicolus (European anchovy)
Lineage: Eukaryota; Metazoa; Chordata; Actinopteri; Clupeiformes; Engraulidae
Product: homeobox protein Hox-C10-like
Exons: 2
Coding region: 3872-4978 (368 amino acids)
Biological process (GO): regulation of transcription by RNA polymerase II
Cellular component (GO): nucleus
Molecular function (GO): RNA polymerase II cis-regulatory region sequence-specific DNA binding; DNA-binding transcription factor activity, RNA polymerase II-specific
Source: RefSeq, a predicted model, not a curated record